GGUAGGAAGGGGUUGGGGGUUGCGCUUGUCGGCUCUCAGAUGCAUACACUGCUACCGCGACUUUGCGGUUCGGGGCCGUUCUUUUAUGCAUUCCCUUCAUAGCGCAGUCAAGUGGAAAAAAGAUUCCUCAACUUUUUCAGCAGAUUAAAUAUGAAAUGGGAACAGAAGCAUACGCUUUAUUAUGUGAAAAAGAGCAAACAGCCUGCUAUUCGAAGGAAACUCGUGAAGUAACAUGGAUUAGUCAUAUCAGAAUUUAUAGAAUUGUUUGAGGAAUUUUGCACGGUAUCCGAUCUGUAUCAAAUCUAUGGAAAUACCCGAGCAGGGACGUCGACAACGGAGUAGCAGUUGUUUCUACGUGAAGUUUAAUUGAAAGAGUGGCUGGGGCUAAGCGACGUGGACCAGCGCCUCUACGUGUUGGAGCGCCUGGAGGAACUGGUGACGCUACAGGACCAGCAGGAGACCCCCCCCGGACCCCCCGGAGACCCCCAUCUCGGUACCUGUCCUCCCCAGCAUCCGCAGCAUCAUGAGCAGCAGAGCCCAGUGAGGGCAGUGCCGGAGGAGUGCGGUGAGAGCAUCCACACAGUUGGUUCUGAAGAGGGCGAGUCAGAAAAAGGAGAAGAGCGGCAGGAAAUAGCAGUGGAAAUGUUUCGGAAAAAAGCUUCGUCCUCCUUGAGAAUGAGAAGAAUAUCAGAAAGCAAUAGAUGGAACAUCGACCGCGGGCGCAGCUCGUCCUUCCAUGAGGUGCGUGGUCUUCGGGAGGCUGAGAUGAGGGCGGCGGCCGACGAGACGUCCAGCAGCAGCAGCGGCAGCAGCAACACCGUCCUGCAGCGACUCCUCCAGGAGCAGAUGCGCUAUGACGAGGGACGCAACUACCAGCUGGCCAUGCAGCAACAGCAGGAGCAGCAACGACAGCGGCAGCAGCAGGAAGGAGGGGUGAGCGGGGGCUACCCGGGCCAGGGAGGCCCCAACGACGACAGGCACGACUCCAUGGUGCCCCACAUUGCCCGGCAGGAGCCCCAGGGACAGGAGCUGCAGGCGGACAGUGGCAUGGAGAAACUGGGCUCCCGCGGUGGGGGUAGUAGUGGAGGAGGAGGGAUGAGUGGUGCUGGGGGAGGGAGCGGCCAGGGUCCCAACCCAGAGGACUUACCCACCUACGAGGAGGCCAAGGUGCAGUCGCAGUACUUUCGCGGCCACCCGCACCACCAGCUACAACAACAACAACAACAACAACAACAACAGUUGCCUCCGUCGGUGGGCGCAGCAUUUUACGUGACGGCCGUAACCAACAAUGGCAAGGUGCGUACGGAGGGGCGUCCCACGGUUCAGCGUCUGAGCAGCGGGGGAAAGGUGCACCAGGACGACGGGCUCAAGGACCUGAAGCAGGGCCACGUGCGCUCCCUCUCCGAGCGCCUCAUGCAGCUCUCGCUGGCCACCAGCGGGGUCAAGGCCCACGCCCCUGUCACUAGUGCCCCUCUUUCCCCUCAGCUUCCCCCUCCGGGUCCGCCGGGGGACUACUACAAGCCCUCGGGCCAGCACCGGGGCCCCCCACCUGACUACCCCUUCAAGAACAUGGGCUCCUCUCCCAAACAGCUGCCGCAGCAUCAGGAGCAAGGAGGGCACUAUUACCAGGACCAUCGGCCAAGGGAGCAGGGCAGGAACGAGGUGCCACACGUCCGCUACCAGCCUCCGCCAGAGUACGGCUCCUUCAGGUCCAAUAAGGAGAGCUCCGUCCACUCCCAGAGGUCUGUCCAUCACCACAGCCCCACCUCCUCGGUCACCUCAGUGGGCUCUCUGUCCCGAGCCCAGUCCUCCACCCUCAGUAGUCUCCUCAGCGCCUCCCACCCCUCCCACACACACCCCCACCCCCAGGGGGACCCCUACGCCUCCAUGGCUCCCCGAAGUCCCCAGGGCCCUGGAUCACACCAGGGGGCUCCUGGAUCACACCAGGGAGACCCAUAUUUUCUCGGGCCCAUGCACCCUCCAAUUCAGAGGGGCCACGGCUUCCCACACGACCCCUACGGCUCCACCUCCAGGAUGCACCACCAGCAGCAGCACCACCAGUAUCAACAACAGCAGCAGCAGCAGCAACAACAACAACUCCAACACCAGCACCAACAGUACCACUCCCAGUCAUCCCAGGGCCACCCUCCCCAGCACUACCCCCACCCCCAGGGGGACCCCUUCGCCAUGAUGUCCCGCGCCCAGCAGAUGGUGGACAUGGUGUCAGAGGAGAACCGGCUGCUCAAGCAGGAGAUGGAGGUGUGCUGUGAGAAGGUCACCAAGCUGCAGAAGUUGGAGACAGAGAUCACGCUGGUGUCAGAGGCCUAUGAAAACCUGGCCAAGUCAUCCACUAAGAGGGAGGCUCUGGAGAAAACCAUGAGGAACAAGCUGGAGCUGGAGGUGCGCAGGCUGCACGACUUCAACAGGGACCUCAGAGAGCGCAUGGAUACUGCCAACAAGCAGCUAGCUGCUAAGGAGUGGGAGGGAACGGAAGACAACCGCAAGACCAUCUCUCAGCUACUCACCCAGAACAAAGAGACGGUGCGUGAGAAGGAGAAGCUGGAGAUAGAGCUGAACUCCCUGCACUCCUCCACGGACGACCAGAGACGACACAUUGAGAUCAGGGACCAGGCUCUCAACAACGCCCAGGCCAAAGUAGUCAAACUGGAGGAGGAGCUGAAGAAGAAGCAGGUAUAUGUGGAGAAGGUGGAGCGCAUGCAGCAGGCCCUAGCCCAGCUCCAGGCUGCCUGUGAGAAGAGAGAGCAGCUGGAGCACCGCUUACGCACACGGCUGGAGCGGGAGCUGGAGUCACUGCGCAUGCAGCAGAGACAAGGCGGCUCCCAGAGCAGCAGCAGUGGUCAGGAGUACAACACCACGGCUCUGAUGGAGCACCUGAGGGAGAAGGAGGAGAGGAUCCUGGCCCUGGAGGCAGACAUGACCAAGUGGGAGCAGAAGUACCUGGAGGAGAGCGUCAUGAGGCAGUUUGCCUUAGACGCUGCUGCCUCCGUCGCCACCCAGAGGGACACGUCGUCGUCAGUGGUAAGCCACUCCGCAAGCAGCAGCUAUGAGCAGCAGCUGUCAGUGGAGGCUCGUAUCCAGAAGGAGGAGGAGGAGAUCCUGCUGGCCAACCGCCGCUGUCUAGACAUGGAAAGCAGGAUCAAGAACCUGCACGCCCAGAUCAUUGAGAAGGAUGCCAUGAUCAAAGUGCUCCACCAGCGUUCCAGGAAGGAUCCCAACAAGGACCGGGACGCCGCGGCCACCAUGCGACCCUCCAAGUCUCUGAUGUCCAUCGCCAACACGGGCGGCUCGGGCCUGCUCUCACACAGCUUGGGCCUCAGCAGCUCCCCCAUUACAGAAGAGCGCAAGGACAGCAGCUGGAAGGGCAGCCUGGGAGUUCUGUUGGGUCCAGAGUACCGUACCGAUUCUCUGAGGACAGAGUCCAUCUCGUCAUCUCCCUCCCCGGUCCUGCCCCUGACAGCAGGCCACUCUAAGACCGGCAGCAGGGACAGCUGCACCCAGACAGACAAGAGCCAGGAGGCUAGCAGUAAGCCCAGCACCCCAGCCCUGCAGAGCACGACCCUGCCCAGCCGCCUCUCCAGCCCCAGCCCCGUCUACAUACCUGACCGCAUCGCAGAUGUACCAGUGUUCCACAGCAGUACCCUGGAGAGGCGUGCCUUGGCACAGUCCCACCCCCAGGCCACAUCAGCCCCUCAACAGGAGGACAACGACAUGGUGGAGAUUCUCAUCUGAACCAUGGCCUCUAUAGGUCACAGGACAAUAUGUGUUUGUGCACAAUCAAUACACACACAAACAUUUAGACACACACUUUCAAAAUAGGUGGAGGAUUCAUCUUUUUGUUUCUUUUUUUCAACGUUUGGUGUUUAAAUAGUUGUCGGGUGACCGAGGGUGUGUUCAAAUGCACAACUUUUUUAGAUGUGCUUUAUUAAUGAACAAUACUUUGUACGGUUUGAUUCGGGAGGUUUUAGUGUCAUCAGAAUGAUCAGUGAACUCUUGAACAGUGUUGCUGGAGGCUAACUAGCCCUCUUGGAUCAAAUGUAUUGGCUACCAUACGUUGCAUCUAUUGGUUAACUAGCCCUCUUGGAUCAAAUGUAUUGGCUACCAUACGUUGCAUCUAUUGGUUAACUAGCCCUCUUGGAUCAAAUGUAUUGGCUACCAUACGUUGCAUCUAUUGGUUAACUAGCCCUCUUGGAUCAAAUGUAUUGGCUACCAUACGUUGCAUCUAUUGGUUAACUAGCCCCCUUGGAUCAAAUGUAUUGGCUACCAUACGUUGCAUCUAUUGGUUAACUAGCCCUCUUGGAUCAAAUGUAUUGGCUACCAUACGUUGCAUCUAUUGGUUAACUAGCCCUCUUGGAUCAAAUGUAUUGGCUACCAUACGUUGCAUCUAUUGGUUAACUAGCCCCCUUGGAUCAAAUGUAUUGGCUACCAUCUAUUGCACUACUUACUUUCAUGAGUGUGUUUAAAAAUAUAUAUUUUUACGUUAAGUCUGACUUAGGUCCUCUAUUUAUAUGUAGUAAACAGUACAUUAUUCACCAAUGUUAGAUGUGGCACUUGGGUAAUCAGUGAUAUUGUAAACUACAAAACAUUUUAACCUGUAAAUACUGUAUGUAUGGCAUGUGUAUCAUUUAACUGAACUGAAUGGAAUAGGUUUUUAGAAGCCAUUCGGUUACAUGGCACUGCCAGCCAAGGACCACAAUGCACUGUUUAAAGUAUUGGGGGACCGGCCCCCCAUGUCACAGUGAAACUUGGGGGAGCGACACUCACAUUUCUACUGUGGUCCAAUGUGCUGCCUGUGUGACCCCACUGGAUGGGGUCUGUCUCUUUCGAAGUGCAGCAGUAGAAGAGGUUUGGUGUUCACCGAUGUGCCUAUGCAUCAGUUAAGGUUGUCCACUAUACCUGUUAAGUGUCCUUCAUUCCAGUCAUGCUGGGUUUGAAAGGGUCUUCCGCCCAGACUUGCUUCAAAUUAUAUUAGGCCUGAAAUAGUCCGUUAGGAUUUUAACUACUCGUUUAUGCAAUGAUCAGACAAUCUGGUAAUCAACUGUCUUUCUACAUCGAUUGACAUUGUAUUUAUGAAACUAUAUGGCUUCCGUUUACAAAGGAAGCCCAAUUUUGAUCUUUUUCCUGGUUAAACGCAACCUAUGUGGUGAUGUUAACAGUUGAAAUCCAAGCCAGUUUCACAACCGCACAUGUCCCUUUCUUUUGACCAAAGGUAACAAUGAGUUUGUCUGUGGCUUGAUGUGGUAAUGUUAUAUCUAUGAUCCUUGUCUGUAUCAUAGAUAUCACAUCAAACUUUCUAACAGUGACUGAAAUAUCCACCCACAUAAUCUAGGUAGCAGUUGUGAGCAUUUUUAAUCCAAACCAAAAAUGUGGGACCAAAGAAACUCUCCAACAGCCCGUCUCCUGGCCUGACCCCACUAUUGUCAAUAGGUUAAGUGGACGUUUAAAAAAAAAAACGCAACACUGAGG
Messenger RNA from Salmo salar (Atlantic salmon), 5484 nucleotides. RefSeq names its product angiomotin (gene amot). Gene Ontology annotation, biological process: regulation of cell migration; angiogenesis; hippo signaling. Lineage: Eukaryota; Metazoa; Chordata; Actinopteri; Salmoniformes; Salmonidae. Gene Ontology annotation, molecular function: signaling receptor activity. Gene Ontology annotation, cellular component: plasma membrane; bicellular tight junction; cytoplasmic vesicle. The record is from RefSeq and is a predicted model, not a curated record.